This is a messenger RNA of Juglans regia (Persian walnut), 1290 nucleotides long. RefSeq names its product ras-related protein RHN1-like. Bases 363 to 911 code for a protein of 182 amino acids. The transcript is spliced from 7 exons. Lineage: Eukaryota; Viridiplantae; Streptophyta; Magnoliopsida; Fagales; Juglandaceae. Gene Ontology annotation, molecular function: GTPase activity; GTP binding. The record is from RefSeq and is a predicted model, not a curated record.
UAUAAUCCCAGUAUUUGGAUUUUGCUAAAUUUACCUGCGAGGAUGUUCACUAUGCUUGCAGAAUGUUGGAUUACCUAGUUUUUCUGGGUUUUUUUCCCUCUGCCUUCCAAGCCCAUCCUGGUUUAUUCAUUAAUCACAUGACAAGCUGAAUAGAUGCUCUGGAACUCAGUUAGAAUCUGCACCAUAGGAAGACAUCUUCUGAUGUUUGCUAUUGUUUUUCACAGUGGAUCCUUAUAAUUAUCUCUCCAUUAUUUAGCAACGUACUUCCAAGUUGAGACCUAGCUAAUUGAAGAAGAGUUUCUGGCUUUGUGGUUCUUGACCUGAUUUUUUAAGAUAGAAAACAUCCAGUGGUUCUAGGGGACAUGGGAACUGGGAAGACCAGUUUAGUCUUAAGAUUUGUCAAAGGCCAGUUUGUUGAUCACCAGGAACCAACCAUUGGAGCAGCUUUUUUCACUCAGAUACUGUCCUUAGCUGACGCCACGGUGAAGUUUGAUAUAUGGGAUACGGCAGGACAAGAGCGAUAUCAUAGCUUGGCUCCUAUGUAUUAUCGUGGUGCUGCAGCAGCUUUGGUUGUAUAUGACAUAUCAAGCAUGGAUACAUUCACUCGAGCCAAACAAUGGGUUCAAGAAUUGCAUAGACAAGGAAAUCAAAAUAUGGUGAUGGCAUUAGUUGCAAACAAGUCUGACCUGGAUGAAAAGAGAGAGGUUAAGACCGAGGAGGGGGAGAAAUUUUCUCAAGAAAAUGGGAUGUUUUUCAUAGAAACAUCUGCAAAAACUGCACAUAAUACCGAUGAACUCUUCCAUGAAAUAGGUAAAAGACUAGCAAGAGCAGCCCCUUCAAAGCGAGGUGGGAUGAAUCUACUCAAUGAAACACGAGAUAGAAGAAGAAGACUACGUUGUUGUACAGGUUGACGUCCCUACCACUUCAAGUGUCCUUGAGCAAUCAAUGACAUCAAGGUCCUCUUGGAUUUCAUUGUGAAAACAUGCUUAUUUUUCAGAACCUGGCCAUUUGUUAAAGUUUUAUAGCGCCUCCUAUAUCUGAAUUGGUUAAUUGGUUCCAUAAUACCAUUGUUUAGUGUACGAGGGGCUCCCAAUCUGUAAAGAAAUUGCUGACAAAAAACCAAUAUCUUUGUAAAUGAACCAAAUAAGGGCAAGUUGUCAUGCUUACAGAAAAUCUUGGUAGGAUCAUGCAAGAAUGAUGCUUACAGAAGCCCCGAAAAUUGAAACACGUGAAUUAUUCCAAUGGGGCCCGGUGUAAUUCUUAGGCUCAGAGGCUGAAGGAGGCUCAUAG